CUCCCCUCCUCCUCGAUGCCGCCGCCGGCGAUCGGGUCGCGGCAGCUCACGGUGCUGCGGGAGUUCCGCCCGCGCGGGCUGGCCGCCGAGGAGGCCGAUGGCGGGGGCCCCGAGGCGCGGCCGCUGCAGGACUACGACUACUUCCUCUUCGACCCCUCGGUCGCCGCCUCCCCGGCUCCCGCCCCUGACGAGGCCGCCUCCUCCUCCUCCGGCGCGGACGGCGACCACGAGCUCUUCAUCCGCGGUAAUCGGAUUAUAUGGAGUAAUGGCUCUCGAGUUCACAAAAGAUACGCUUUUCCAAACACAGUCAUAAUGGCCUGCUGGUGUCGUAUGGAGGCACUUAGUGAUGCCCUUUUGUGCGUUCUUCAAGUUGAUACUUUAUCUAUAUAUGAUGUAACUGGCGAGGUUGUUAGUAUUCCACUACCAUAUGCUGUUUCAUCAAUAUGGUCUCUUCCUUUCGGUAUUCUACUUCAGAAAUCUUCUGAUGGAAGCCGCAUGGUAUCAUCCUCUAGUUCACUGCUAAAUGCACGGGAUUUAACUCGUCCUAACAAGGAAUUUGGGUUGAACUACAAUGCUGCAUGCCAAGCCCAAACACUGGACUCGGUCAAUAAAUCUGAUGGGGCCAUUAUAUCUUCUCAUCUCAUUUUGAAACAUCCAUUUGAAGUGCCGCAGGCAACAUAUUUUGAAGAAAGGAGCAGAUUAAGUAUGAUGAAAGAUUUUGAUGAAAAGACCAUAUGGACAAGUGAUAGAAUACCACUAAUGGCAUCAUAUCAUAAAGGAAAAUUUCAGCAUUCUGUUUGGCAAGUUGAUGGUGCAACUUACCAGGAAGCAAUGGAUGACAAUGCGAUGCUAUCAAUUCCCCGUGACAUUUCCCAGCAUAAGUUUGCAUUCCGUAAGAUAUGGCAGGGAAAAUGCUCCCAGUCUGCUGCUAGUAAGGUGUUCUUGGCAACUGAUAUUGAUGGGAUGCCAAUAAUUUGUUUUUUACUUCAUGAACAAAAAACAUUGCUUGCUGUAAGGAUUCAAGUAGAUGAGACUAAUAAAGAAGCAUUUGGCGAUAUUAAAUCACACAUGAGUUGGAACAUCCCUGCAUUUGCUGCUGCACCAGUUGUCGUAACUCGCUCAAGAGCACGGGUUGGACUCCUUCCCUUUACAGACAUCCUAAUUCUUACUCCUGAGAAUGAUCUACUUCUUUAUUCUGGAAAGCAGUGCCUCUGCAGCUACAGUCUCCCUACUGAAUUUGGAAAGGGCAUAUCAUCAAAUUAUGAGCUAAAUUCCGAGGUUAAAAAUUUGUACUCCAGUGUGAAGAUCACAAGCAUAGCAGAUGCUGUUGAAGGUCGUGUAAAUUUAACAUGCAGCAAUGGCCUGAUGCUCAGAUGUUCAUUACGCAAAUAUCCUUCAUCUUCUUUGGUUAGUGACUGCAUAACUGCUAUGUCAGAGGGCCUGCAGAUGUGUUUUUACAGUCAUUUUAUUUCUCUUCUCUGGGGUGAUAAUGAUCCUGCUUGCCUGUCUUCGAGCUCUCAUGUGGAUUCAGAGUGGGAAUCUUUCAGCUAUGAAAUAUCAAAAGCUUGCGCGAGAUAUGAACGAACUUUGCCAACUAAAUCAUCCACAUCGUCUAGUACUGCUUGGGACUUUUUGAUCGACAGCAAAUACCAUGCGCAGUACUGCAAAAGAUCUCCAAUAUCGGGCACAUCAUUUUUGCCCAUGUCAUAUGGUACUAGCAGGACAGGCUUUCAUUCUUUCCUCCAAGAUGAACAUAGUUCAGAUGCGUCAUUCUAUAUUCGGUUUAUGAGAGAAACUUUAGACACAUUGCAUGCCCUAUAUGAGAACCUGAAGCUGAAUGUUUUGCGGAAACAGGAUCUAGGAUGUCUUGCCUCCUUGUUAUGUAGGGUUGCUUCAUCCCUGGACGAAAGUAGUUAUGUAGAUUAUUAUUGCAGGGACUUUCCCCACAACUUGGUUGACUUCCAUUCCCUAGCUUCUGCUACUGCUUUGAAAACUCCACCAUGUCUGUUUCGUUGGUUUGAAAACUGCCUGCAUCAUGGUUGUCACUUGUCGAAUUUAGAUGACAUUCCUGCUCUAAUGUGCAAACAGAAAGGAUCUGCUGUGAGCUGGGGUAGGAAAGUGGUGUCGUUUUAUAGUUUGUUACUAGGAGCAGAAAGGCAAGGGAGAAAUCUCUCAUCUGGCGUAUACUGUGAAGUUGCCAACGGUUCAGCGAGAAAUACAGAGGAGCUUACUGUUCUGGCUAUGGUUGCUGAAAAGUUUGGGCGUCAGCAAUUGGACUUGCUACCAAUUGGCAUAUCUCUCGUCCUCCGCCAUGCACUGGACAAAUGCCGUGAGUCUCCUCCAGAUGACUGGCCUGCAUCUGCUUAUGUUCUUGUCGGCAGAGAAGAUCUAGCUACAUCAAAGAUGAGUUCAGCAAGGAAAGAAACUGCGUUUGGGAGCAAUGAUAAUUUGACAUCAAUUUCAGUCCCAUAUAUGCUGCAUUUGCAACCUGUAACUGUACCAACUGCAUCUGACGUCCCUACAUCAGAGGUUUUGAGUUCUGAGGAUACAGAUGCUGUCUAUAGAUCUGUUGAGGAUGGCAUGGAACACAUCUUCACCUCAACAACACAACUGCGAUAUGGUCGUGAUCUGCGUUUAAAUGAGGUUAGACGUCUCUUAUGCUCAGCAAGACCUGUGGCCAUACAAACACCGACUAACCCUACUGCUUCCGAUCAGGACCUACAACAGCAACAACUAUGGAAUUUUGCACAAAGAACAACAGCUUUACCAUUUGGACGUGGUGCUUUUACUUUGGCUACAACUUACACUUUGUUGACAGAGGCUCUAGUUUUUCCAAAGAUUAUUUUGGCUGGUCGGUUGCCUGCACAGCAGAAUGCAACAGUUAAUCUUGACCUAACGACCAGAAGUGUCUCAGAAUUCAGUUCCUGGGCUGAGUUUCAUAAUGGUGUAGCUGCUGGCCUGAGGCUUGCUCCUUUUCAGGAGAAAAUGCUGAGAACCUGGAUACAAUACAAUAGACCUUCUGAACCAAGUUUUACUCAUGCUGGUCUGCUUCUAGCAUUCGGUCUGCAUGAACAUCUACGAGUUUUAACAAUGACUGAUGCUUAUAGAUAUCUCUCCCAGGAGCAUGAUAUAACUACACUUGGUUUAUUACUUGGUUUGGCAACAUCUCAUAGGGGAACAAUGCACCCUGCAAUUUCGAAGAUGCUCUACUUCCAUGUUCCCUCUCGCCAUCCAUCUUCUACACCAGAGUUGGAACUACCAACACUUCUGCAGUCAGCUGCAGUAAUGGGAAUUGGACUUCUAUAUGAAGGUUCAGCACAUGCAUUAACCAUGAAGAUACUUCUGGGUGAGAUUGGCCGAAGGAGUGGUGGUGAUAAUGUGCUAGAAAGGGAAGGGUAUGCUGUUGCUGCAGGCUCUGCAUUAGGAUUUGUCGCCUUAGGUCGUGGAAGUGAUGCAUUUGGAUCCAUGGACACUUUUCUGGAUCGGCUUUUUGAGUAUAUUGGCAGUAAAGAAGUCUACCAUGAAAAAUUCCUAAAUGCAACAGUAGCCGUGGAUGAUCAAAGCGGAAACACUGGACAGAUGAUGCAUGGAUCACAGAUAAAUGUGGAUGUUACUGCACCUGGAGCAAUAAUUGCUCUAGCCCUAAUAUUUCUGAAGUCAGAGUCAGAAGAAAUUGCUGCUAGACUCAGUAAUCCCGACACUCACUUCGAUUUGCAAUACGUGAGACCUGAUUUUGUUAUGCUUCACAUUAUAGCCCGGAAUUUGAUAUUGUGGAGCAGAAUACAACCUUCUUUAGAUUGGAUUGGAUCUCAAAUUCCUGAUACUAUUAAGGUUGGUGUUCUCAGUAUGAGCGAAGAGGCUAUUGAUUGUGAUGAGUUUGAUGCUGAAGCCCUUUUUCAAGCUUAUGUUAAUAUUGUGACCGGAGCAUGCAUUGCAAUUGGUCUGAAGUAUGCAGGCAGCAGAAACGGUGAUGCUCAAAAACUACUCUACUCAUACACUGUUCAUUUUCUCAAUGAGAUUAAACACAUAUCUGUUCGAACUCCAAGUAUAUUGCCAAAGGGAUUGCUGCAAUAUGUCGAUCGUGGAACUCUUGAGCUUUGCUUGCAUCUUAUUGCUCUCUCUCUAUCUGUGGUAAUGGCAGGGUCUGGACAUUUACAAACUUUUCGCUUGCUGCGCUAUCUUAGGGGAAGAAGUUCUGCAGAAGGACAAGUGAAUUACGGACUGCAGAUGGCUGUAAGCUUGGCUAUAGGGUUCUUAUUCCUUGGGGGUGGCACACAUUCAUUUUCAACUUCAAACAGUGCAAUUGCUGCACUGUUGAUCACACUUUACCCGCGUUUGCCUACUGGACCAAAUGACAAUCGCUGCCAUCUCCAGGCCUUCAGACACCUGUAUGUUAUAGCCACAGAACCUCGACGGGUUCAAACAGUAGAUGUUGAUACAGGACUUCCAGUGUAUUGCCCACUUGAAGUGACAGUCGCUGAAACAGAGUAUUAUGAUGAGACUAAUCACUGCGAGGUGACCCCUUGUCUUCUGCCAGAACGCUCAGUGCUGAAGAGCGUCCGAGUUUGUGGGCCUCGAUAUUGGCCUCAGCUGAUAAAAAUUACACCAGAAGACAAGCCAUGGUGGAGAUCUGGAGACAAGACUGAUCCUGAUCCAUUCAAUGGCGGAGUUCUAUAUAUAAAGCGAAAAGUUGGAUCGUGCUCCUACUCAGAUGAUCCAAUUGGAUGCCAAUCUUUGCUUUCCCGGGCAAUGCAUGAGGUUUGUGAUACUCCAUCUACAAGCUGCAGUACUCAAGUAAACCGUGCAAGUCAUAGUUCAUUUCGAGUUGAUCAGUUAGUAAGCACAUUCUCUGCCAAUCCAAGCUUGAUAGCUUUCGCAAAACUCUGUUGUGAAUCAUGGAAGGACAGAUCUAAUGGCAAUUUUCAAGAUUUUUGCUCUCAAGUACUGUAUGAAUGUAUGAGCAAAGAUAGACCAGCACUUUUACAGGUCUAUAUCAGUUUCUACUCAAUAAUUGAGUCGAUGUGGGAGCAUCUGAAGAUCGGGCAAUUUCCUUUCUACGACUCUCUUUUCCCUUCCAGCUUGAAGGUUGCCUUGGCCUACAGUGGAGCAUUAGUUGAUGGUAGGAUUUCAAGUGGAGGCAUAAUACAGGCCACAUUCUUGGAAUCCCUCAUAAAGCGUGUGGAUAACAUCUUUGUGGAAUUGCCGAACCUCAAGGCCAACUUUGCCCGUUACUUGGGCACAGGCAAAUGGCCGGAUGCUCAAAACGACGCUGUGCUCCUCUCUUGGUAUCUCCAGUGGUAUAGCAUCCCACUUCCCCAUGUUGUGGCAUCCGCACUUGAAAAGAUAAAGCCCAGAGCCCCCACAGGCGUGUCCAUGCUCCCACUUCUUCGUCUGCUUCUGCCGACCACACAUCUUGUGGGGUUGAUGGAGAUUGAGAAGCUUCAGAUGAUGCCCAUGAUAUCCUAGAAGGUAGCACUGGAAAUGCAAAGGAAUACCAAGACCUGCAUCGACUGUAAGGUUGCUGUAAUGUUCUUAUUCCCUGCACUGCAUGUAAUUUUGGAAAGCCUUUGGCGCUAGAGGGAAAAAAGAAGGAACUGUUCUGAUUCAGUACAUUCUCCCCAGCAUUUGUCAUUCGAAUGGAUAGCUGUAACAUUUCAAGCACAAAGAAAACCUUGGUCUCCAGAGGAAAAGAAAAGAGGAGUGUUCCGAUUCACUAUAUUCUUAUAGGAAAGUCGCGAGGGCCUCCCCCUCUUAAAGCGAGGUUGAAUAGUGUGGGUUCUGUCGCCGGGGGGCUCUGAUGCCCUGAUUUUUAACAUUUUGUGUGCUUUUUAUCUAUUUUCAACAAUUUUACAUUUU
This is a messenger RNA of Hordeum vulgare subsp. vulgare (domesticated barley), 5856 nucleotides long. RefSeq names its product anaphase-promoting complex subunit 1. Lineage: Eukaryota; Viridiplantae; Streptophyta; Magnoliopsida; Poales; Poaceae. Gene Ontology annotation, cellular component: anaphase-promoting complex. The record is from RefSeq and is a predicted model, not a curated record. The transcript has 37 exons. The coding region runs from base 16 to 5466 and encodes 1816 amino acids. Gene Ontology annotation, molecular function: molecular adaptor activity. Gene Ontology annotation, biological process: anaphase-promoting complex-dependent catabolic process; metaphase/anaphase transition of mitotic cell cycle; protein K11-linked ubiquitination.